Molecule: messenger RNA, 1550 nt
Organism: Neocloeon triangulifer
Lineage: Eukaryota; Metazoa; Arthropoda; Insecta; Ephemeroptera; Baetidae
Product: nuclear transcription factor Y subunit gamma-like
Exons: 5
Coding region: 84-1331 (415 amino acids)
Biological process (GO): regulation of DNA-templated transcription
Cellular component (GO): CCAAT-binding factor complex; nucleus
Molecular function (GO): DNA-binding transcription activator activity, RNA polymerase II-specific; protein heterodimerization activity; DNA binding
Source: RefSeq, a predicted model, not a curated record
GCAGUUUUCAGUUGGAAAAUCAGAGCCGUCUCGCGCGAGCCUCUACGGUGGUCAGUUCAGUCUUUAAGUUUUUUUUAAAAGAAAUGGAAGUGGAUCUUGUGCAUGGCAAAAAAACGUGGGUACCUCCUGUCGAUACGUUGACAUCAAUGGAAACAAAGGUGAAAAAAUCGAAGGAUGACCAAGAAAUGGAUAAGGCAAAAGCGAACUUAGAGCGCUGGAACAUGCAGGAACAAGAUGUCGUUGAUGACCCGAACAAGAAUAAAUCUCCCCAACAAAACAGACUAAUUCAAAUCACGAUUGACGACGAAGAAGCGCCUCAAGAGAACAAACUAAAUCAGGAAGAAGUGGUCGAAAUAAUAGGGUACAAGCCGCAAUCUCUGCUGCCCAAAGGAAUGAAAGUGCGGAAUAGUUGGAAAAGGGACAUUUUGAAAGAGUUGAUGCUCCAGUCGGCAGUGGUUUCUGCGAAUUUCGAGCCUGAAGAGCCUCCACCAGUAAUGGAAAUAACUGAGGAAAAUGAGGACAAUCCAGGUGGUGUGGCCGGAGAGGCCAGUUCUCAGACGACCCUGAACAACUUCUGGCCGAAAAUUCUGGAAGAGGUCAAACGACAAACGUUGGAUUUGAAACAGCAGGCACUUCCGUUGGCGCGCAUCAAGAAGAUCAUGAAGUUAGACGACGACGUGAAAAUGAUCAGUUCAGAGGCGCCGGUGCUAUUCGCCAAAGCGGCCGAGAUUUUCAUCCUGGAACUGACUUUGCGGGCCUGGGUGCACACGGAGGACAACAAGAGACGCACCCUGCAGCGCAACGAUAUUGCCAUGGCCAUCACCAAGUUUGACCAGUUUGACUUUUUGAUCGACAUUGUCCCCCGUGACGACAUCAAACCAGCCAAGCGCACAGACGAGACAGUCCGCACUUCAAUGAAUGCCGACCAGGUUCAGUACUACCUUCAACUGGCCCAGCAGCACCAGCAGGUACUCCAGCAGUCUACGCAGCCUGCCACCUCCACCGCAACCCAGCAACAACCUGCGCAGACCCAGAAUAUUCAGGUCACAACACAACAAGCACAACCACAAAUCAUCCAGUUGCAAGCGCCGUCGGUGCAAAAUCAGGCUCAGACUGCAACCCAAGGUGGAAUCCAGAUUGUCCAACAGAUCGUCACUCCGACUGGAGAAAUUCAGCAGAUUCCUAUUCAGCUGACGCCCUCUCAACUGGCAACCAUCAAAAUGCAAUUCCAAAGCAACGCAAGCCAGCCAGUCAUUAUUCAAACGGCUCCAAUUGCUGUCAACCAAUCCACCCCUCAGAUCAUCCAGGUCCGAUCUCCUUCCAACACGUAGGUCGUGGUUGAUGGAGUGGAAAACUUUUAAUUCCUAAAGACUUGGAAAUUCAACUGUAGGUAGAUCUAAACCGUAUUUUGUACCCAAAAUGUAUUUUGAGGAUUGUAGGAUUACAUUAAAUUAUAUUCGCAGUGAAAUCAGUUUUCUCUCCAAUUGUAAAUAUGAUAAGUUUAUGCUUGAGUUGGAAAUAAAACUCUGAGUGAGGUUUUAAGUUAAUAA